AUGAGUUAUACGAGAAUUCCUCCGAAUGGAGCUGGCGAUGCCACCGGAAUUGCCCUACUUUUCUUCAGUAUAUUUUCCCUCAUCUUGGCUGCUAUUGCGAUCGCUCUUCGUGUGUGGGUGCGAGGGAUGAAAGGCACCCCUUUGGCCCUUCAAGACUGGCUAUUAUUUCUAGGCUGGUUCUUUUCCCUCGGCCUGACUAUCACAAUUAUCAUCUUCGUCGGAUUUGGUGGACUCGGUCAACACCAAAAACAUGUUUCAACCGACAGUGUCAUUCUAACGCUUCAGCUCCUUCCCGCAGCUGAAUCGCUCUGGACCAUGGCGAACACUGCGACAAAAGUCUCGAUUCUCUUGGUGUAUAAAAAUAUAUUCGCACUGAGAAAAUUUCGGAUUCUUGCAGAUACAGUCAUAGUGAUAGUCAUAAUGCUUGCUGUGGGAAACAUUAUUCAGUGUCUUGCUAUUUGCCGGCCUUUCGCUUUUCAGUGGGACAAGACAAUUGAGGGUGGCGUCUGUGGAAAUCAAACCCUCGGCAUUCUACUUGUAGCCUUUCUCAACCUGGUUACGGAUUUGAUGAUUGUCAUUAUGCCCAUGCCAUUGGUAUGGAAGUUAAAGAUGCCUAGGCCAAAGAGGCUAGUUUUGAUGGCCAUAUUUGGCCUUGGUAUAAUAAUUUGUGUGAUAACGAUCCUUCGCAUCGUUUUUACAUUUUCUCUUAUCCAAAACCCCCACGACUCGACUUACUGGAUCGCUAUCAACGCAAUAUUCCUCACCUUGGAGCCCAACCUAGGCAUGGUAAACGCAUGCCUACUACUCCUUAAGCCUCUUUUGCAUCGCCUCCGACCUAAGCUCGGCUGGGCUUCGCAUACUCAAAGUUCACAGGAUUACCCACUCGGUUCCCACACUCGUGACCGUCCGAGUAAACUCCUUCCUGUAAAAUAUCAUGCCAGGCACACGGAUGGCGCCCAUAAAUUCACAAGGCUAGGAGACAAUCACCACGGACUAGAGGGUGCCGCGCUUGACUUCGUCCCGGAUGGGAACGUAAAUGGCAUCGAAAACCUUGCAUUCGCCAAGCAGACAAAGGAGGAAACUGUGGGGCAGUCUCUACCGGCGAAGGGUAUCACGGUUACGAAAACGAUAAAUGUGGAGUCGUAUAUGAAUAGUUGA
Venustampulla echinocandica is the source of this 1158-nucleotide messenger RNA. RefSeq lists its product as uncharacterized. NCBI's taxonomy places the organism in Eukaryota, Fungi, Ascomycota, Leotiomycetes, Helotiales, Pleuroascaceae. The record is from RefSeq and is a predicted model, not a curated record. The coding region runs from base 1 to 1158 and encodes 385 amino acids. The transcript has 5 exons.